Messenger RNA from Microcebus murinus (gray mouse lemur), 379 nucleotides. The record is from RefSeq and is a predicted model, not a curated record. NCBI's taxonomy places the organism in Eukaryota, Metazoa, Chordata, Mammalia, Primates, Cheirogaleidae.
UUGUAUACCCAGCACCAGCGUGAGGAGCCAUGGCCCAAAACAUCCUGUGGAACAAGAGGAAUUUGUUUAUCCAUUCAGUGGGCGAGGGUACAAUAAAUGCCUUGCGGGACGAUCUGUUACAGAAUAGAGUAAUUAGCCAGGAGGUGAUGCACAAAGUGAGAUAUGAAAAUUCCACAGUCAUGGAUAAGGCUCGAGUCUUGAUUGACUUUGUUAUUGGGAAAGGAUGCGGAGCUUCCCAAAAAUUUAUCAAGCAUCUCUGUGAAGAAGACCCUGAACUUGCAUGCAAGUUGCCUUUGCACUUAGUGUGUACAUGAGCUCUUCCGUGGACUACGGACACAUCCCAACAGUGCUUCAGAAAGAGAGAGAAAGAAAAAAGAAC